Molecule: messenger RNA, 420 nt
Organism: Oppiella nova
Lineage: Eukaryota; Metazoa; Arthropoda; Arachnida; Sarcoptiformes; Oppiidae
Source: the annotation of a GenBank genome assembly
AUGACGUCUACUUCAAAAGUGCCUCUUCUGGACACACAAUACAACGAAAACAUUUGGAUUGAGUCCCAGAAGUACUUAAUAAACAACAGUUACCUCUACUGCGAACUCGAGAGCGGAGUGAAGUGCACUCAAAGACAGCCACAGAAUUACCUCUACUGCGAAGGACUGGUGUUUGGCCGCAUGUCCUUCAGGGGUAUGAACCCUGAGAUCGAGAAACUGAUGCAAGAGUUGGACGACAAGAGCGGUGACCACAAGACCAAAGAGACGGCCAAAGAGUCGACGGAAGUGUCGGACGAAGAGAUGACGAAUAGGUAUUCAAAAUACAUCAGUAACUCAUCCCAUAGGAAGCGAAACAUGUCUUCACAUAAGAGGCAUCAGAACCAGAGAUCAGACAAGAGAUUCAAGUCUUCGUACCAUUGA